AGUCCGCUAAUUUUACUUUGCACAUAAUUUUUUUACAAAUUAGAUUGCUAACAUACGCAUAAUGCACAGCAGAGCUACCUGAAGCGUCCCAAUUGCAAGCUUUAAGAAAAACACACAGUUUUAUGCUAUGUUUACCAGCCCCUUUCAGCGCGCGUAAGCGAAGCCGAAGUGCGCGUGAGUUUUCGGCGUUCUUUGCAAGCAGAGUAUUCGGAUGAGUGUCCUGAUCAUGAAGCCCACUAGUUCAACGAUUACAGCUUUGCUAGUGUUUGUGUGCUUCUCUGCCGUCAGAGCGAGGAGGCUCAACAGAUUUAUUAGACACUUCGAGCCACUUUUAUACGACCAUGAAGAAGUCCACGCGAGCCAUAUUCGAGCAAAGCGUUCAACAGCGGCCAAGAAUAACGUACACAUCGCUUUUCGUGCUCACAAUAGAGACUUCCACCUUCGCUUGACAGCCGACUCGUCUAUUUUUCAUGAGGACCUCGUUGUUGAGACUGCUACGAGGCGUGUCUUUGAAGCUGAUACCAGCCACAUAUACACGGGCCGAGUCGUCGGUGAUUCCGGGAGCCAUGUGUACGGUUCUUUACAUGAUGGCGUUUUCGAGGGCGGUAUUCAUACCAGAAACGGAUCGUACUACGCUGAGUCAGCUCGAAAGUACUUCGAAAAACAGAUGCCCUUUAAGUCUGUCAUCUACUCUGCAACAGACGCUGAGUUCCCCAGAAACAACAAAACUGGCUCUGCGCGGCUAUGUGGCCUUUAUGGAAGGACUGAAGCAUGGAUGGACAAUGUCUUGCGGUCACAAAGUUUCCACAAGAAGCAUGGACCGCAUAACGGGGAACGACGAAGACUCAAACGUGACACACAGGACCCUGAUAUACGAAGCGAGCGUAUUGGAAGUGUAGUUGGCGAUCGACGUGACAAUGCCAGAACGCUGCCCUUGAAGCAAUGGAAUGGGAACGCAACAGCCCGUCGGGCACUGGUCUCACGGCGUGUUUGCAAUAUGAGGCUGAGCAUAGACCACCAUCUUUAUGGGUACUUUGCCUUCCUACAGCCCGAUGAACAACAUAUAAUAAAGCAAAUAACAGCUCUCAUCGCUUCACACGUCGCUCGAGCGAACGAGAUUUAUGGUGGAACCAACUUCGGCGGCGUGCAGAACAUCAGCUUCGUCGUUCAACGAAUCGUGAUAAACAACACGAGAUCCUGCGUGGGAGGGAAACUGAACUUGAAUCCAUUUUGCUCCGCGGCUGUGGACUCCACCCAUAUGCUACACUUUUCUUCGCUAGAAAAUUACGACGACUUCUGUCUGGCCUUCACCUGGACGUUCAGAGACUUUACCGACGGCAUACUGGGACUUGCAUGGAUAGCCAAACCAGAAUAUGGAAGUGGUGGCAUCUGUGAGAAGAAUCGAAUGACAGUGGACCGUGACCCUGGUGGUGACGCCUACCGAGAGUACCGCAUGAGCCUGAAUGCCGGCAUUCUUACAUUCCUCAACUACAAUAGCUUUGUACCUUCAAUAAUCUCCGAAGUAUCCUUUGCCCACGAAAUUGGCCACACUUUUGGAUCCCCCCACGACGAGGGACGCGAGUGCGUGCCUAACGGCUGGGAUGGUAAUUACAUAAUGUACGCGUCUGCAACUACUGGAACACAGAAGAACAAUGAUCAGUUUUCCCCGUGCAGCAACCGUAAUAUCUCUGCUAUACUUCUGCCGUUAUUCAGCGGAGAAAGCGAACGAGAAAACUGCUUCUUAAAGAGCACUGGCCCGAUUUGUGGCAACUCAAUUCAAGAAGGAGACGAGGAUUGUGACUGCGGGAUAGACGAUGUCGACUGCACCGACAUGUGCUGCUACUCGAGACACAACGCAGAAAGAGUUCGGGGGUGCAGGCUCAGGCAAGGAGCAACGUGCAGUCCCACAGCGGGCUCUUGCUGCAGCAAGCAGUGCGAGGUGCUGCCGGAACUCACUCCCUGCAAAGAAGAAGACAGAUGUUCAGGAAAGGCCUUCUGCGAUGGUCUCAACGUAAAGUGCCCAGAAGCCCCUUUGAAGUCUGACAUGACUGAAUGCAACAAUGGAACUCAGGUUUGCAAGCAGGGAAGAUGCACAGGAUCGGUAUGUGAGAAGUAUGGGCUGACAGAGUGCACCCUUACAGGGAGCGGAUUGGAUGCCCUCCACAAGUGCCAGUUGGCCUGUCGCGACCACGAAGGCAGCGGAGAUGAGCACUGCUACGAAGCAUGCCACUACCCGGACAUGAAACAUCUGUGUGGAAAAAUGCUCCAGCCAGGGUCUCCUUGUGACGACAUGAAAGGAUACUGCGAUGUGUUCCAGAGGUGUCGUCCCAUAGACUCGGAGGGACCGCUCUCUCGGAUGCAUCAGUUCCUGUUCGGUCAGAGCCCGAUACUCUCCGUGAGGCAAUUCGUGGCGGAUCACAUCUUCCUGUCGGGCAUCACGCUGAUUGGCUCCGUGUGGACUCUUGUGCUCGUGUUCCGCUGCUUCGCACUGCAUACCCCGAGCAACAACCCGAGGAAAAAACCCGCCUACAAACUCAAGGAAACUAUCAAGCAUGUCGUCGAUACUUUUAUAUGAAGCCACCCACCGUGCCUGUCCACGCUUCGUCUGCCUACUAAUUACGGUUACAAGCAAGUCUGCUUGAAUGAUAUGUGAUCGCAUGAAGCUAUUAUGAUUAUCCUAUUAAGUGUGCGUACAAAUGAAUGAAAAUGACACGCAAUGGUUUUCACUUGCACCUACACGAUAUCCAUGCCACUCGUCAAGUACCUCUGGGGGCGCAUCUGCUCACGUACUGUACAGGAGAGUACAGAAUUGCUGAGAUUGCGGAUUUUUGACAGCCUUUCCUGUCACAGAGCAAUCUCGGUAACUGAACUCUUUUUUAACAGCCCUGCGUUCUCGCCUGAACGUAGUUCACUCUCUUCAAGCACUGUAUGUUAAUAAAAAUUUUGU
This is a messenger RNA of Ornithodoros turicata, 2947 nucleotides long. RefSeq names its product disintegrin and metalloproteinase domain-containing protein 10-like. The record is from RefSeq and is a predicted model, not a curated record. Gene Ontology annotation, molecular function: metalloendopeptidase activity. The coding region runs from base 212 to 2575 and encodes 787 amino acids. Gene Ontology annotation, biological process: Notch signaling pathway; membrane protein ectodomain proteolysis. Gene Ontology annotation, cellular component: plasma membrane. The transcript has 15 exons. Lineage: Eukaryota; Metazoa; Arthropoda; Arachnida; Ixodida; Argasidae.